Messenger RNA from Vigna umbellata (rice bean), 801 nucleotides. The record is from RefSeq and is a predicted model, not a curated record. NCBI's taxonomy places the organism in Eukaryota, Viridiplantae, Streptophyta, Magnoliopsida, Fabales, Fabaceae.
AUGGCUUCCAAUAAACUCGUCUUUCUUAUCUUUGUUAUUACCUUGUUGAACUUCCCAACCACUAAAGCACAGAACCAGGACAGGGUUUAUUUUGAGUACCAAAAAUGCAGUGCAAACAGAACAUCUUCUACCAGCAUCUAUCAGAAGAACUUGAUAACCCUUUUCUCUUCCUUCACUUCCAGCGCAUCUGCUAAGUUAUUCUACAACACCACCAUCCUCAGCAGCAACAAUACGGUGUAUGGUUUGUUCAUGUGUAGGGGUGACAUACCCUUACGCCUGUGCAAACAAUGCGUGGCCAACGCAACCGAGAAGUUAUCAACAGAAACAGAUUGUAACAACUCCGUAGAGGCUGUGAUGUCGUACGCUGAAUGCAAGCUUCGGUAUUCCAAUGUGCCCUUCUUCUCCGUCGUGGCCACGUCUCCAGAACAUCGUCUUGUCAGCCUUAAGGAUGUCUCCACCAACUCCACAAUCAGCUUCAUGAACUUCUUGCACAACGCAAUGAACCGAACUGCAGAAGCAGCAGCGGUUUCGGAUGCGAGGUUCUCGACAAAGGAAACGAACUUGUCCCAUUCUGAGACCGUUUACACUCUCGCUCAGUGUACCCAGGAUUUGUCACCGGAAAACUGCAGAACUUGCCUUGCAGAAGCAAUAGAGGAUCUUCCAACGUGUUGUGAUGGAAAACAAGGAGCGAGAGUUGUGUUUCCGAGUUGUAACAUUUGGUAUGAGAUGUACCCUUUCUAUGGUCUUAUCACUGAUAAUCCACCGGAAAGACUCGCUCCAUCAUCAGGUUUUCCUUCUUAG